Fonsecaea multimorphosa CBS 102226 is the source of this 4734-nucleotide messenger RNA. RefSeq lists its product as uncharacterized. The coding region runs from base 1 to 4734 and encodes 1577 amino acids. Lineage: Eukaryota; Fungi; Ascomycota; Eurotiomycetes; Chaetothyriales; Herpotrichiellaceae. Gene Ontology annotation, cellular component: microtubule organizing center. The record is from RefSeq and is a predicted model, not a curated record. The transcript has a single exon.
AUGUCAUCCUCGAUUCUAAGCAGUCGGCCUCGCACCGAGCGCCGAUCGUCGAGGGUACCCGGUGGAUUCGAUCCAGAAGAGGAGGACGACGUGGCAUCCCUGGGAAGCGACCAUAAUGAUUCGCCUGUCCAAGAGCAUGAUUCCUCCUCCUUUGUCGUGGCUGGUCCCAGAGACCCCAGUAGCCUCCUGCAGCCCGUCGACGAAAACACAAAUCUCGAGUUGCCUGCCAACAUGACACUGGACGAAAGUGAGAUGAACAAGAAGUUAUUGGAUGUUGAGUCGAGCUUCAUGCCCGAGCAUUCCGACCUGGUCGAAAAGAGCUCGACGACGACUGGUGCAGAUGACACGCAUUUGUUCGGCGUUGUGAAUAACAAUGUCGCCGUGCGCAAGAAGCCGCACCCUAUCCAGAUUUCCUACCCUCCCGAUGACACCGAGAACCGUGGUGUAGCUGAAAGAUCCCCCCAAUCACCCCGUACACCACCUGGCGCUUACAAGACUCCUGCCCCGGAACGACAUGAAUUCCGUCACAGCGUCGAAAGCGACGGGUCCACUCGUCAAAUGCCGAGCACAUCCAUGCUGGAAAGCAUGUCCUCCUCCCCGACCGCCGCUGCUGCUGCCCGAACCCUUUCGCGAGUCCAGUCUCUGGCUACCAUGGGCGGAUACGAGACUGCCAAUGAAACAGAAGACCAGGUCAGGCCUGAGAAGCGGCCUCGAAGUGUCCAGGACGAUGCGGAAGCUACCCCACGAAAGAACGAGAAUCGAUAUUUGAGCUUGCCACACAGCGCCGACGCACAGCAAGAAAGCUCAGAAAGCGCAUCUAAACAAGGAGCAAGGCGACCCGGGUAUCUACACAAGAGAUCUUCUCAGGCCCGCUUAUCCUACGAUUCCAUGGCCAGCUCAAAUACAGACGCCAGCGAUGUCACCGUAGGGGCGGACUUUGCGCUGCAAUCAGGAGGGGCACUGCCCGAUUCGAGCGCGCAGCGCAAAGCCAGGGCUACGAUUUCCAGACAAGCUAGCUUAGGAAGCAUGAUGUCUGGGAUAUCAGGGAUCUCCGACGAUGAACCUCGGUCGCAGAGGCAGGCUGGCGCAACUGACUUGACGACAUUAGAGGAAGAGAGCCCCAACUCUAAUAAGGCAGGCGGGUACUCUACUCCUCGCGCGUCGGUCUACAAUUUCAACAUGCCCACCGAUGCAGUCAUUUCUAACAACGCCAGAGAUCUGGAGGUUCCGGGUACUUUUGCUCGUCAGUAUCGGCAAGAGCGGAGUAUGUCACCGGAAAAGAGCAAUACUAUCAUAGGCAUGACACCGGGCCCCAAACGCGGCCUGACUCUAAAAGAGCACCGAAGCACUGUGGAGAAGUUGGGCAAAGAGAACUUUGACCUGAAGAUGAAGAUCCAUUUCUUGGACCAAGCGCUGCAGAAAAGGUCCGAGGAUGGCAUCAAGGAGAUGAUCACGGAGAAUGUACAACUAAAGUCCGACCGAUUGAGGUUGGAAAAGGAUAAUCAUAAUUUACGGAAACAGGUUCGAGAUUUACAGAAGAAGCUCGAGGAGACAGGCGCCCGCGACUCGCCGAAUGCUGAUCAGGGAUAUGCCACCGACGAGGAAAGGAGUCCGACCGCCGAGGAAGAAGUCAUCUAUCUCCGAGAAAGAGUCGAAAUCAGUGAGAUAGAGAUAGACAAACUCCGUCAAGAGAACCUUGCCAAAGAAACGGAGAAGCGAAAGCUCGCCGAAAUGGUCAAGUCCCUGGGCGACACUCGCGCUGCUGCUUCCGAUGUCGGCUCGAGGGAGGAGCGCGAUAUGUGGAAGGACAUGCUUGAAGCAGAGACCAUCGCGCGUGAGCAGUCCGAAGAAGAGAACAAGCGGCUUCGAGAAGAGGUUGCCAAGCUUAGGAGUGAGACGUUCGUGUCAGGAAAAUCCAACUCGCGCAAGAUCAAGAUUGGAGGCUCGGUUGUUUCGAGGUCUAGUAGUGUCGAAGCAGCAAAUGCCAAAGACGCGGAGAUUGAGAGAUUGAGACAUGAGGUUUCGGAGCUGCAGAAGAUGAUUGGCGCCCAAGCUUCUACUCUCACGUCCCGGAACAAGGAGAAAGAGCGGUUGUACCAGGAAAUCGAAGAUCUGAAACUUGGCCGGAUGGGCGGUCUUCGAUCUGUGGCGGGCGACAGUAUUCUCGACCGAUCGGCGUCCAGAGCAAGAUCUCAUUCCCGAGCAAGCAAUGGAACGCGGUUAUCACGGAUGAGCGACCAAGAGCGCGAGGUUCUCGAGACUAGGAUCAACGAGCUUCGCGACGAAGUGUCACAAUUGAAGCUCGAAAAUCAAACCCUCCAGAAUCAGUUUGACGAAGCACUUGCCGAGCUUGAUGCUGUGGAUGCCCAAGCGCAAGCGGACGCAGAUCAAUUCAACGAAGAGCUUCUCCUGCUGACUCAGGAACGUGACAAUGCCUUGCGUGACGCAGAGGAGCAAGACCAUGCCUUCCAGCAAUUGAAGGGUGAGGCCCAGGAGGAAAUCGACGGCCUGGGAGAUGAGCUAGAUGCCAAGGUAGAGGAAUGUGCGAGGCUUGAGGGAGAACUCAAGGCUCAGGUCGAGAACGUCAAGGCGUUGCAGGCAGAGAUGCGAUCUGCUGCGGAGGGCCUUGUCCGCCUCGAAGAGGACGCACAGCAAAAUCUAGCACGGUACCAGUCUGUCAAGGCCGAACUUGAUGACGCGAAUCGCGAACUUGAAAACCUCGAAAAGACUCUCGCCGAAGCUGAAACCAAGGUGCAAAGGUUGACGGUGCAGCAGGAGAGCAGCCAUAAUGAAAUUGCAUUCCUCCGUGAAGAGCAAGACGCUGACAAGAUCAAGAUUGGCGAUCUCGAGUCCCUGCUCAAGAAAGUACACCUUAACUUGGAAUCCGAAAGGGACAAGAGCAGGGAACUCGAACGGCGGAUCAAUGAGGAACGGGCACAAAGGGAUGCGGUUGCCAGUCAGGAGAAGCAAGAGGUUCAACGAGUCAUUAAUGAUCUUAAUCGGGAAGCUUCUGGUGCGAAGGACGAACUCCGGAAAGCCCGCAAAGCUCUCUCUGCCCGCGACAUUGAAGCCAAAUCGUACCAGGAGCGGUUGACUGAAUUGGAGGAGAGUCUGCGAAACAUCAUCGGAGACCCGAACAGCUCUAGGUCGAGCUUGAUCAGUGCGGUCACCAAGAUGCGCCGCGAACUGGAUCAAACAACCAUUGACCUUGAAUCUGUCCGACGGCAACUUGAGCAGACAGAAAAUCUGCUUGCUGAUCGUGAUGCCUUACUAGAGUCGACCAGCCACGAGUGCAGAAAACUGGCUGACGCUUACGAGCGAGAGAAGGCAGGACGACGACAAGAUAAAUUGGAUUUUGAGAAGACCAACAAGGGUCAUAACUCGACCACUAGGGCGCUUACCUCGGCCUCCACCAGAAUCGCCGAGCUUGAAGGACUUCGUCAGACCGACAGGAAGCGGAUGGCACAGAUGGAAACCCAACUCAAAGAACAAUUAUCCGAACGGAACCAGGUGUUACUCAACCUCUGGAAGAGGCUUUCUGCCAUGUGUGGCCCGGACUGGGCUCACAACAACAGCUUGAUUAAUGGCAACCUCCCUUCUCAGGAAGUCAUUGGUAAUAUGCUCUUCUGGCCUGGGUUUAGCCGGAAUCUGCUGCUGGCUGCGAAGCAGGUCGAGGGGACUCUGUCCACUUUCAAAGACAAGAUCAAACGUGUUGAACGCGAGCUAUACAAGGAGUACCAGGCUCUGGAACAGACUUUAGAAGUGCGGACGCGGAAGCUGGAACGGAUCGAAGAGAGCUGGGAGCAGAUGAAGAUCAAGAUGUCGGAAAUGGAGAGUCGCAUGGAUACCGGGGCUCGCACGCCGAAAUCCAGCAGAACUCCUGAGAUCAGCAAGUUGAAAGGUGAGAACAGGUUGCUCAAAGCCGAGCUCCAGCUUCUCCAACAGCAACAGGCACAUCACAAUCUGCACCACCGACGGGACAGAAACGAGAGCCGGGCGUCUGGAUAUUCAAGCAUCAUGUCAAAUGAAGGAGCCGGUCAGGUUGAUGGGGCUUUGAAUGGAGCGGUUGGAGUUCCCGCUCGUUCGUCGAGCAUGAGGCGCACUCGACACAUGGAGCUGCAGCGACAUCACACCACAGGCAUUGUGGAGCAUCUCGCCAGCAUGGGCGGCGAAGUGACGUCGUUACGGUCGAAUUCGAUCUCGAGUCGUCAUUCAGGGUAUACGCAGGGCGGCGAACGGGACCGGGGUGGCCUGAUGAUUCCAGCAGGUCCGUUCAACGCACCGGCUGACGGAAAGUUCUCCCUGCCACCUCCCCCACGAGAAGCCCCUCCAGCACCACCGAGCACAGCGUCGGGCUCAGACAUUGCGAGUAUCACAGCAGGAAGCGUGGGCGGCGGUCAGGGACAGGAGAAAUGGAUCCAUCGCCUGCGAGAACUGGAGAGGAGGCUGAAAGCCGAACGGGAGGCAAGGCUCCUUGACCGAAGUGGCGCGAGGAAAAGGCUGGAGGAGAGAGAUGCAGUGAAUGAAGAGUUGCGUCGUGAACUGGAACGGGAGAGGGUCAGAAAAAUCAGUGCCGAUGGUGGCUUUGACGCAGGUCAUGCGAUUUCGCCGCCCCCCCUAACGUUACCGCCGCCGCCCCCUACGGCCGACCUUGAGCAUAUGCAAGAAGCAGCUGUGGCGGACUUCGAUGCGCAUGGAUCGGCGCACAUUGUUGGAGGGGCGAGGAAGCGCUAG